UCUCCCAGCCCCCGCCCCAACUCCCUGUUGAUGUUUUCCACUUUUCCUGUGAUUUAAAAAAAGAAAAAUUCCCUUGGAAACCAUUUUCCCUGGUUACUUCUUUGGCUGAUUUUCCACACAAAGAACUUUAAGCGGGAGACUUAAAUGACACCAAGCAAAGCCUACUUAGUUUAGAUUUCCAGAAGUUCGUUGGUGACAAAAAAAAUCAAAUAUGAAACAUGCAGUUUUGUUUUGCCUCAUUCUGCUUAUCAUUUUCCAAACCGAUUGUGAACAAACUACUAGGAAGCAAAGAAGGAAGGAACAUCAGAGAAGACUCAGGAAAAGUUCCUCAUUCCAUCACACAGCAAACAGGCAGCCUGAAAUUCAGCCAACAACUGCUGCAUCCGAAGCUAGGCUACCCGCUGUGAACCCUGUUUACAGUGUGGAGGAAAACUUAGAAUUCCUUCUAAGUUCUCCUGGAGCAGAAUCGAGUUAUAGUGUGUUACCAGGAAAGAAAGGUCACUGCUUUGUAAAGGGCAUGAUCAUGUACAACAAAGCUGUCUGGUCUCCUGAGCCUUGCAGCACCUGCCUCUGCUCAAAUGGAAGAGUACUUUGUGAUGAGACUGUGUGCCACCCCAAGGCGUGCCCCUAUACCAUUAAACCAGAAGGAGAAUGCUGCCCCAUCUGCUCUGAUGCUGAACAAAGAGAAUCCAUUAACAUACUUCACAAGCAAGUGCCACCUCCUCAGAUGGAAAUGGACCAAGUAGUCAUAAAAGCAGCUCUUCAAUCUGAGGAGGAUGAGGAAGAAAUUAAAGAACAUAUGGAUCACAAGAAAGAAACCUCUGGGCCUACUGAGCUUCACAGUGAUGAGGAAAGAGCAGAGGGCAAGCCGAGGCCUGAGGUGGAAGGGCAAUCAGCACAUGAACCACUCUACCAUGGACAAGGGGAGGGAGAAGACGACGAGGAAGAGACUGAGAGGGAAGGAGAGAGGGAAGAGGAAGAGGAGGAGGAUGUAAGAGGAGAUGUGUUCCGAAUGCCCUCCAGGUUAAUGCCUGGUGCCCCAAGAGGCAGGCCACGCCUGCCCGGAAGCUGUGUCCUGUCCUAUAGGACCAUCAGUUGCAUUCACGCAUCCUUCACCCAGAUCCCACCAAUAACAGCUCCAGAAGUAACAAGCCUGGAGCUGGCUGGGAAUUCAAUCAUUUCCAUUCCGGAUGAAGCAUUUAAUGGAUUACCAAAUUUGGAAAGGAUUGAUCUGAGCAGAAAUAAUAUCACUUCUUCAGGCAUAGGUCCAAAAGCCUUCAAGUUUUUGAAGAAGUUGAUGCGUCUGAACAUGGAUGGAAAUAAUUUGGUACGCAUUCCUUCAGAAUUACCAUCUACACUAGAAGAACUUAAAAUAAAUGACAACAAUCUCCAGGCUAUCGAUGAAGAAAGUUUAUCAGACUUAAAUCAGCUUGUCACCUUAGAAUUGGAAGGAAACAAUCUCAGUGAAAUCAAUGUCAAUCCUUUAGCUUUCAAAUCUUUGAAGAGUCUAUCAUAUCUACGUCUGGGAAAAAACAAAUUUAGAAUCAUACCACAAGGUCUUCCUGCUUCUAUCGAGGAAUUAUAUCUAGAAAAUAAUCAGAUUGAAGAAAUAACUGAAAUUUGUUUCAAUCAUACCAGAAAAAUCAAUAUGAUUGUACUACGUUAUAAUAAAAUAGAAGAAAGUCGGAUUGCUCCUUUAGCAUGGAUAAAUCAAGAAAAUCUUGAAUCCAUCGACCUGUCCUAUAACAAGCUUUACCAUGUCCCCUCCUAUCUACCCAAGUCUCUGCUGCACCUAGUACUAAUUGGGAACCAGAUUGAACGGAUCCCUGGCUACGUGUUUGGGCAUAUGGAACCAGGCCUGGAGUACUUGUACCUGUCAUUUAAUAGACUUGCCGAUGAUGGUGUGGACCUAGUAUCCUUCUAUGGUGCAUAUCAUUCUCUGAGAGAAUUAUUUCUGGAUCACAAUGACUUAAAAUCCAUACCACCUGGAAUACAAGAUAUGAAAGCACUGCAUUUUCUGAGGCUGAACAACAAUAAGAUUCGGAAUAUCCUUCCUGAACAAAUCUGUAAUGUUGAAGAAGAUGAGGACUCUGCUCUAGAACAUCUUCAUCUUGAAAACAAUUACAUUAGAACUAGAGAAAUAUCAUCCUAUGCAUUUUCAUGCAUAAGACUGUAUUCAAGUAUUGUUCUUAAACCACAAAACAUCAAGUAAUUUCAAGUUUUCUUCUGCCAUUUAUAAAUUUUACUCAUGCAUUAUAA
This is a messenger RNA of Cricetulus griseus (Chinese hamster), 2259 nucleotides long. The record is from RefSeq and is a predicted model, not a curated record. NCBI's taxonomy places the organism in Eukaryota, Metazoa, Chordata, Mammalia, Rodentia, Cricetidae.